Molecule: messenger RNA, 1382 nt
Organism: Carcharodon carcharias (great white shark)
Lineage: Eukaryota; Metazoa; Chordata; Chondrichthyes; Lamniformes; Lamnidae
Product: tumor protein p63-regulated gene 1-like protein
Exons: 5
Coding region: 510-1382 (290 amino acids)
Cellular component (GO): cytoplasm
Source: RefSeq, a predicted model, not a curated record
CCACCCUGGUGGAACAGCCCACGACCCCUGACCUGCCGGUUCGAGGACCUUCGACCCCCGUCAUCCGAGUGGGAGAGUCCGUGAGCCCCAGUUCGCUCCAGUUGGGUGAGUCCGUGACCCCGGUCAUCCGAGUGAGACAGUCCGUGACCCCCGUCCCCCAAGUUGGGAGAGUCCGUGACCCCCGUCCCCCAAGUUGGGAGAGUCCGUGACCCCCCCCCCGUCCCCCAAGUUGGGAGAGUCCGUGACCCCCCCAUCCCCCAGUUGGGAGAGUCCGUGACCCCCGUCCACCAGUUGGGAGAGUCUGUGACCCCCUGUCCCCCAGUUUGGAGAAUCCACGACCCCCAAACCCAAGUUGGGAGAGUCCGUGACUCCCCGUCCACCAGUUGGGAGAGUCUGUGAUCCCCCCCCCAUCCCCCAGUUGGGAGAGUCCGCGACCCCCAGUCCCCCAGUUGGGAGGGUCUUUGGCCCCCAUCGCCCAGUUGGGUGCAUCCGGGAACCCCUUUGCCCAGAUGGAAAAGCCCGUGGACCCCGCCCCACAAUUGGAAGAUCCCGCCACCCUUCAUGUCCGGAUGGAAGGUGCCAUCACCCCCGGCGCCCUCAUGGAAGAGUCCGGGAACCCCUUCCCGCGGGUGGAAGAGUCCGGGAACCCCUACUCGCAGGUGGAAGAGUCCGGGAACCCCUACUCGCAGGUGGAAGACUCCGGGAACCCCUACUCGCAGGUGGAAGAGUCCGGGAACCCCUUCCCUCAAGUGGAAGAGUCCGGGAACCCCUUCACCCAGAGGUUAGAGCCGGCGACCCCCCAUGACCUGUCCCGCCUGUACCCCCCCCACCCCAGGGGGGACUACACCCCACCCCACAUCACCCCAGCCAGUGGCCCAAGCACCCGCGACGACUACUUUGUGCUAAGGCCCGGAUGCAUUGAAGAGGCCAUCAAGGACAUAGGAAUGAAACUAACAGAGGAGGAGGUGCAACUCCAGAACUCCUGGCUUCUGACAGAGAUUGACCACUGGAACCGAGAGGCUGAGCGUUUGCUGUUAAUAACUCCGAGAGCCCUACUGGUCUGUCAGUACAAUUUUGUGGAGUUACAUUGCAACGAGGUGCUGAGGGUCCCUCUGAACUACAUCGACACCAUCAGCUACGGCCCCUUCACAUUCCCAGAGACAUCGCUCAGCCGAAGGCCCAGCUCAGGGCUCAGGAUCCAAUGGGACAAACUGCGGGAGCCAUCAUUCCUGGAUCGCUGGAACCCCUGGUCCCGACAGAUCCCCUUCCUCAUCCUGACUGAGCACCCGGCCGUGUGGGGGGAAGGUACAGACCUCCCUGUCUGUCAGGAACUGACCCUUCCGUCGCCCAAGCCUGCGCUGAUCCUAUUGCCCGUGAACUAA